ACGCGUCCGUCGGAUCCACUGGUCAGUCCGUGCAUGUGCGUGCGCCGUGAUAGCAGCAUCACCAUGAAUCGUGUCAUUUUGGUGUCAUUUUUGUGCGUCUGUGUGCUCGGGUACAUAUCCUCCGUCGAUGGAGUUCCGGCACGUGGGAAGCAACCGGCCAAUAGGUCGUCGGAAGAAUCGGGCGAAAUGGAACAAUCGAACAGCCGGGAGCGUGCAAUGGAGCGAAAGGGCCCGGGAAAGCGACAGAAGGGACAAUCGUCGAAGGAGAGUGGCGAGAUGAAAAUGAAGCGUCCCCGACCGCCUCCACGUCGAAGGAAUAAGAAUAGGAACAAAAAUCGAUCAACGACCACCACCACAACGACUUCCACGACAACGGUUUCACCAGCGACGAACCCUUCGAGCCCUGCUUCAGUUUCCCAGUCCACCACGACGACGCCAGCCGCAACUAGAGCAGCCACAUCCACUACUCCGGUAUCAACUACUUCAGCUACGAGUACAUCCACUACUCCGUCAUCUACGACUUCAGCUACGAGUACAUCCACAACUCCGUCAUCUACGACUUCAGCUACGAGUACAUCAACAAGCUCGUCUUCUACAACGCUUUCAAGCACUACCCAAGGACCAUCAACGACCCCUACGACUACUACGUCCAGCACAACCACAACGGCGAGUUCGACCACUUCUACCACAUCCAGCUCUUCUUCCACCACAGACCGGGGCCGACCGUCGCCACCGACCCGUCCUGGUCAUGCCGAUUAAGCAGUCAUCAAGCAACAGUCGCACCGAUUGGUAAUAAAAUACGGUUCACUUUAUUAA
Anopheles arabiensis is the source of this 816-nucleotide messenger RNA. RefSeq names its product integumentary mucin C.1-like. The coding region runs from base 34 to 759 and encodes 241 amino acids. The record is from RefSeq and is a predicted model, not a curated record. The transcript has a single exon. Lineage: Eukaryota; Metazoa; Arthropoda; Insecta; Diptera; Culicidae.